Lingula anatina is the source of this 2007-nucleotide messenger RNA. RefSeq names its product transmembrane protein 163a. NCBI's taxonomy places the organism in Eukaryota, Metazoa, Brachiopoda, Lingulata, Lingulida, Lingulidae. Gene Ontology annotation, molecular function: monoatomic cation transmembrane transporter activity. The record is from RefSeq and is a predicted model, not a curated record. Gene Ontology annotation, cellular component: membrane. Gene Ontology annotation, biological process: monoatomic cation transport; transmembrane transport.
CACGCAAAGUCUGCCACCCGUAAGCGAAAUACAAAAAUAUGUUAGGGCUUAUUCCCGAUGGGUUACUGUUCUGUUCUACUAAGCUGUCGAGCAGGGGUUGUGGAGUGAAUGACGCGUGACGGUGUGUAACAUUUUAUUACACACAGAUAAAAAUACUCAGUGACAUUCCGCAAAGAAUACGUGCAAAGCCAGUGAAUUAUGUAUGCUCUAUAGCUAUCAUUUUGCCAUAUACCAAGCGGUUAACAUACAAAUACAGGUGCACGGGUUCAAACUGAUUUCAGAUCAACUACGUACUCGACACUGAUCAGAUGGACUUUUCUUCAACCGAAAAGAUACUGUGCUUUGGGCAGAUUUGAAGGUGAAACAACCGACAUCUUUGCAAGUAAUCGGUAUAAUUAGUUAGUGUCUGAAGAGAAAGUGGAACGCCAGCACAUUAAAAACACAGGGACAUGAUGUAGUGAACAUUGAAAAUUGUGGCUUUUAUAGACAGAUGAAAAACGACCAUGGAGGCUACGGAGAUGCAAAAUCGGGAGGACUCAUAUGGAUUGAGGCAGCCAGGAGAAGAAAAAUUAAAUAUACCGAAUGGCCGUGAUUCGGUAAAUAACUUGAACGGGAUAUUUAACAAGGAGCAUGAAAACUUAAUCAAUCAACCGCAGCAUGCAGUAUCCCUAGAAGUUGCUCUCCGUCUUCGGUUCUGGGCUUUAGUUGUGUCUUGGACGUCGGUUAUAGUCACUACCGCGCUCUCCGUGCUAGCAUUUGUGGUUUCCGCACUGGAAAAGAGUCCAGCGUUAUUUGCUUUUGGGCUAAGUUGUAUCCUUGAUUCUCUGAGCUCAUUAGUGGUGAUAUGGAGGUUUCAGUUUGGAGAGGGACGUCUUUAUUCCACAAGCAGAGAAAAAAGAGCAUGUUUUGUUCUGGGAGUGUUAUUUACAAUAUCUGCCAGCAGUAUUGUCUCAAAAGCUAUUCAUGCAAUAGUAGUGGAACUGCGACCAGGAGAGGAUAACAGCAUUUUGUGGAAUAUAGCCAUUGCAAAUGGAGUGAUCUGCUCAUCGUUAUCCGUAGCAAAGUUUGCCAUGGGUCUAAAGCUGGAGAGUAGAGCCCUGAUUACCGAUGCUUACAACUCCCUGGUAGGAGCCCUAAUGUCGUUUGCCAUACUGGCCAGUGCUUUAGCAUAUAGAGACAACCACGCGGUGUGGUAUUUAGACUCAGUGGUGGGGUUGAUAUGUGCGGUGCUUUUACUAGGAUACGCUAUAAAACUUUUCUGUCACAUAUACCACGACAGAAGUUCUACUCCGCCCAGUGACUGAGUGAAGAGCGAGUCCAGUCAGGGGGAAAAUACCCGCUAUUUACCUCUUUUUUAUUAUCAUCUAUGUUAAACAGAGGAUCACGUCCAAAUUCUACACGUGAUAGAUCAGGGAAUGAUGAUUUUCAAAACUCAGUUGUUACAAAUUCCAGUGCAGCAAAUAAAGCCCGUGACAUACGUGCAUGAAAUCCACGUUCCAUUACAGCUUCCUGUGGAUUCGGAACACAAACUACCAGAGACGCACGGGGUAUAAACUGAUACAGCAUUUGUGAUAGUUGUAAAUAAUGUUAAUCGUUAAUGUAUUAUUUGUUAAAAGGUACCGGAUACGUGUGCAAUAAUGACUCGAACGCAUAAAGAUUCUGUUUCGUUAAAAUAUGAGACGAAGGACUGUUAUAUAAAAAUACAUGUAUAAAGCAUGGGAUAUAAACAGUAAAAGGGGGUCAGAGGGAAAAAGGGGUUGCAGUUUUUUUUCAACUCCUUUAUUUCAACAUCUUUGCAUGCAAAUAAAAAUGUAAACGAAGAGAGAAAAUUAUCGUAAAAGAAGUCUGGAGCUGUAUUCUUCAGAACUGUAGUCUUUUAAACCAAGGUUUUUAAUGCAUUAGUAUUACCAGGGAAUUAUAUCGGAUAUAAUUCCCUGGUAUAACGAAACAAUCUUACAUCGUUUUACUAUUAUGUCGAUUUAUGAAAUAUAAGUUAUUACAGAAUAA